CCACUUCACACCUCGCGGUCGGGAUAAAGCGGUCGCCCGCCGCCAGUCCCCAGACACGCCGCCGCUGCCAUGGCCCAGUCCCUCUGCCCGCCGCUCUCAGAGUCCUGGGUCCUCUCCGCGGGCUGGGGCCCAGCUCGGCCGCCGCCGACCGCCGACAGGGACUGCGGUUGCUCCCCUGCCUCGUCCCCGGACUCCUGGUGCAGCGCCCCGGCCAGCAGUCCUGUGCCCAGUCCCGGGAGGCCCUUCGCCCGCGAGGCCCUCCGCGCCCAGCCUGCGGGGAGGCGCGGCGCGCGGGGCGGUCGCCUGGGCAGCGGGCAGCGGCAGAGCGCCAGCGAACGCGAGAAGCUGCGCAUGCGCACGCUCGCCCGCGCGCUGCACCAGCUGCGCCGCUUUCUGCCGCCCUCCGUGGCGCCCGCCGGACAGAGCCUGACCAAGAUCGAGACGCUGCGCCUGGCCAUCCGCUACAUCGGCCACCUGUCGGCCGUGCUGGGCCUCAGCGAGGAGAGCCUGCAGCGCGAGCGCCGGCGACGCGGCGACGUGGUGCUGCCCCGGGGCUGCCCGCGGUGCCCCGACGGCGGCCCCGCGCAGGCGCAGACGCAGACGCAAGCCGGCGGCCUGGGCCGCAGCUCAGCCGCCGGUGCUCCGACGUCUUGGGGGUCUCCGCCUGACUGCCCGGGAGCCCUUGCUACGUGCGACCCGCCGCAGCUCUACGACGAAGCUGCGUGCCCGGAAGGGCCGGCGAUGGAGCCAGACCCCUCCUCUCCGCUCCUUCCCGGCGACGUACUGGCCCUGCUGGAGACCUGGAUGCCCCUCUCGCCACUGGAGUGGCCGCCGGCCUGAGCAGUUGACGUGACGGUGGAAUAUUGGCCCCCUGUUCCAUUAGCACCGACGCCUUUUUGGCCUCCGCGCCUUCGAAGCCGUCCCUUUCUAGACUCCCUUUCCUGGAAGAGGGCAAGGGCAUUGCUGAAAGUAAGGGCCUGACCCCAUCUAGGACGGACUCCCCCACUCCUCCCAGAAUGGAGGGCCCCAGAGGGUAAACACUUUGAGGCAAGCAGGAGGCUCUGCCUAGUAUGUAUUUAUUUAUUUGUGAAUAAACUUUGUGCUGGUGUCA
Molecule: messenger RNA, 1111 nt
Organism: Phacochoerus africanus (Common warthog)
Lineage: Eukaryota; Metazoa; Chordata; Mammalia; Artiodactyla; Suidae
Gene: MESP1
Product: mesoderm posterior bHLH transcription factor 1
Exons: 2
Coding region: 70-840 (256 amino acids)
Biological process (GO): regulation of transcription by RNA polymerase II; mesoderm formation; heart morphogenesis
Cellular component (GO): nucleus
Molecular function (GO): DNA-binding transcription factor activity, RNA polymerase II-specific; protein dimerization activity; RNA polymerase II cis-regulatory region sequence-specific DNA binding
Source: RefSeq, a predicted model, not a curated record